CCGUGCUUGACAAGUGCACUUUGAUUUCGAUAACUAUGAGCCUCGUCUCGUUUGGAGCCGAUCUCGCCUGACCGCUAGUCUGAGAGAUGGCAGGGACCAUUCUUUGCAGCUAUGCCUGUGACCGUCGAUAUAAAAACACAAUCUUUUCAGUCUUCAAAACGAUCUUAGGCGUCGGCCUAAACUGGAAUAUUGUUCCCAACUAUCACCAAUCAUCUAUCAGAAGCACUUGGUCAUACGGACUGCGAGAAGCCACUCCUGUUCAUGUGUAGGGCAUCAGGUCAGUAAACCUUUGUCAGGCAUGCGAUAUACCCAUUACAAGACCCAGGCCAUCGCUGAUCUUCGCUUCUCACUCGACGACGUGAUGGGGGAUCCCCGAGGACA
Messenger RNA from Aureobasidium subglaciale EXF-2481, 381 nucleotides. RefSeq lists its product as uncharacterized. The coding region runs from base 87 to 269 and encodes 60 amino acids. The transcript has a single exon. Lineage: Eukaryota; Fungi; Ascomycota; Dothideomycetes; Dothideales; Saccotheciaceae. The record is from RefSeq and is a predicted model, not a curated record.